AUGUUGAUACCAAAACCAUGGCUACAGCCAGUCCGAACUAUAUGUCCUAAAAUCACUUUUUGUCGCUUCUACCAUCCGACAAUAUUUGCGCUUUCAACACGCCCAGGUCGUGCUGCGAUUGGAGUUAUUCGAGUUCUGGGCCCAAAGGCUCAAUAUGUCUACCACCAAUUAACAAAGAGCAAGAAACCUCCUCUUCCUCAGAGAACCAGCGUGCGGCGUAUUUUUGGAUCGAAUGGAAUGCUAGAUGAGGCGCUCACUGUCUUUUUCCGUGGCCCAAAGACCUAUACUGGCGAAGAUUUAUUGGAACUUCACGUUCAUGGGGGAAAUGCCAUUAUUAAGGCCGUGCUUGGCGCAAUCCAAGAACUUCACGACCCAGAAAAUGGGACAGAGAUCCGCAUGGCUCAACAAGGUGAGUUUUCACGCCGUGCGUUCAUGAGUGGUCGACUAGAUUUGACUGAAAUUGAAGGAAUCCGUGAGAUGAUUGACGCUGACACAGAAUCGCAGCGGCUCUCGGCACUUGCAUCUCUCACAGGAGAAAACAAGCAAGUCUUUGCUCGCUGGCGUGAAGAGAUUGUUCGAAACAUGGCACUUCUAACCACAGUUAUCGAUUUUGGCGAAGAACACGAUCUCGAAGAAACAAAAGAGCUAUUCUCAACCGUAGAGAAGAGCAUCGACUCCCUUAUAACAGAAAUCGAGAGCUACUUGCGCAAAGUGCGUGGCUCGGAUAUUCUUCUUCGGGGAAUCAAAGUCUGUUUGCUUGGACCACCUAACGCUGGGAAGCUGUCGUUACUCAAUUAUCUUGCUAAUAAUGAUACAGCAAUCGUGUCUCAUAUAGCUGGCACGACAAGAGACAUUUUAGACGUACCUCUUGAUAUUGGCGGCUUUAAAGUUGUUGUGGGAGAUUCAGCUGGUAUUCGAAGCUUGGAGAAAGCGGAUACGAUCGAACAAGAAGGAAUUCGCCGUGCGAAACAGAGAAGCUUAGUUGGUGAUGUGGUUGUUGCUGUCCUUCCUGUGAAUGAGCCGCUAAGUCCAGAUUUGAAAGAGCACAUGGACCUUCUACGGAAAGAACAGAAACCCACAGUGGUUGUGCUCAAUAAAGCAGAUCUAGUUGAAAAGGUUGAUAAGACCGCUUUUACUCAAGCUUUGCAAGUGAAACCAGAAAAUGUGCAUGUUGUUUCGUGUCUCAAUGGGCAAGGAAUGGAUUCUCUUCGAGAGGCAUUAGUAGCCCAUUUUAAGGUCGCUUCGAUGUCAGAAACAUCCGAUCCUGUGGUUAUUUCAGCGAGAGCCCAGGAUCUUUUGGAGCAUGAUGUAUUAUAUGGAUUGAAACAGUUUAAAGUUUGGAAAGACAGCGAAGAUGUCGUCUUGGCCGAAGAGUGUCUCCGACAGUCUGUGGAAGGCAUUGGAAAAAUAACAGGAGAUGCUGUUGGAGUGGAAGAAAUUUUGGGUGUGGUUUUUUCCAGUUUUUGCAUCGGAAAAUAG
This is a messenger RNA of Clavispora lusitaniae ATCC 42720, 1479 nucleotides long. RefSeq lists its product as uncharacterized. Gene Ontology annotation, molecular function: GTPase activity; GTP binding; protein binding. Lineage: Eukaryota; Fungi; Ascomycota; Pichiomycetes; Serinales; Metschnikowiaceae. Gene Ontology annotation, biological process: tRNA methylation; tRNA wobble uridine modification. The record is from RefSeq and is a predicted model, not a curated record. Gene Ontology annotation, cellular component: mitochondrion; cytoplasm.